This is a messenger RNA of Hyla sarda, 2654 nucleotides long. It is a transcript of the gene CDK5, whose product is annotated as cyclin dependent kinase 5. Gene Ontology annotation, molecular function: cyclin-dependent protein serine/threonine kinase activity; ATP binding. Gene Ontology annotation, cellular component: cytoplasm; nucleus. Bases 126 to 827 code for a protein of 233 amino acids. The transcript has 11 exons. The record is from RefSeq and is a predicted model, not a curated record. Gene Ontology annotation, biological process: protein phosphorylation; axonogenesis; synaptic vesicle transport. NCBI's taxonomy places the organism in Eukaryota, Metazoa, Chordata, Amphibia, Anura, Hylidae.
GCGCGAGCUGCAUUCCCAUUGGCUGGGAGGAUGACUUGUCGCUCGGCCUCCGUGUAUGGAUUACGGGUUGGGCAGGGCCACUGACAAGCGCAUGCGCAUUCCGGGAGAGGCCUGACAGCGGCGACAUGCAGAAGUACGAGAAGCUGGAAAAGAUCGGAGAAGGAACCUAUGGAACCGUGUUUAAAGCAAAAAAUCGUGAGACCCAUGAGAUUGUGGCUCUGAAGCGCGUGAGGCUGGAUGACGAUGAUGAGGGCGUCCCCAGCUCCGCUCUCCGAGAGAUCUGCUUACUGAAGGAGCUGAAACACAAGAACAUUGUAAGGUUACAUGACGUUCUCCACAGUGACAAGAAGCUGACGCUGGUCUUUGAGUAUUGUGAUCAGGAUCUGAAAAAGUACUUUGAUAGCUGUAAUGGCGACUUGGACCCAGAAAUUGUAAAGUCCUUCAUGUAUCAGCUGCUGAAAGGUCUGGCAUUCUGCCACAGUCGUAACGUUCUGCACCGAGACCUCAAGCCUCAAAAUCUGCUCAUCAACCGGAAUGGAGAGUUGAAGUUGGCGGAUUUCGGCCUGGCUCGGGCGUUCGGUAUCCCGGUUCGGUGUUACUCCGCUGAGGUGGUGACUCUUUGGUAUCGCCCACCUGAUGUCCUUUUUGGUGCCAAACUUUAUUCCACUUCAAUAGACAUGUGGUCGGCCGGCUGUAUAUUUGCAGAGUUGGCCAAUGCAGGGAGGCCGUUAUUCCCCGGAAAUGAUGUAGACGACCAAUUGAAGAGGAUUUUCCGAUAUCCUUUGUUGCACCUACAAUUUGGCGCAGUGCAGGGGGGAGGGGUGUAGACCUAUUUAAGGACACGUUAUAGAUAGGACUUUUCCUUAAUCCAGAACACAUUGCUCGGAACCCCGACUGAGGAGCAAUGGCCGACUAUGACAAAACUACCGGACUAUAAGCCCUACCCCAUGUAUCCGGCUACCACAUCUCUAGUGAAUGUUGUACCUAAGCUGAACGCCACUGGAAGAGACUUACUACAGAACUUGCUGAAAUGUAACCCGGUUCAGAGGAUUUCGGCAGACGAGGCUCUUCAGCACCCGUACUUUGCAGAUUACUGCCCCCCAUAGGUUGCCCCCCAGGGCUGUACCUUCAAACCCCCUCCUCCCACCUUUUAUUCUCAUCAUACAUCAUCUCAGUGACUUGCCCGUCCUGCAUGGUCUCAUACCCCAUGUACACUCCUAGACUCCCUGAUAUAAAUGUGGCCCCAAGAAUACCCGCCUCCCGUUCACCAUGGAUGAGAUAUCAGUAUGUAACCUCUGUGGGUGGAGCCUAUUGGGCACUGGGUGGAGUUUACCUUCAGUGGGAGGGGUUACUUCUAUACUGGGUAGAGUCUGCUAGCGGUGUAGGGCCUGUUAUUCUGAGUUGUGGGAGGGGCGUAUGUUUUAUGGGCGGGGCCUAUUCGUAACUGGUAGUGUAUACAUGGGCGCAGCCCAGCAGGGGGCAGGCUAGAGCGUUCAUUCCAAUGCCACAGAAUUCCAAUCAAUACAGCCUUAUAUCGAGUUCAGGACCCUCCCCCCUAAACGCUGCAUAUCCUCUCCCUUUAAUUUAUUUUUUGAGCCCCACAAUAGGCGGAGGCCUCUCAGCUCCUCCCCCUGUUACUCUUGUAUAUUUUAUGUACAUUUUUGGAUGAUUUGUAUGUAUGUUUUUUUUUUUUCUUUUAUCCUGUAAAUGGAGAAAUGCAGUUUUAUUUUACAGACAUUUUGAGUUUGUUUUUGCUUCUUCUUCUUGACCUUUAAAGGGGUACUCCGGUGGGAAACAAUUUUUAUUUUAUUUUAAAUCAACUGGCUCCAGAAAGUAAAACAGAUUUGUAAAUCACUUCUAUUAAAAAAAAUCUUAAUCCUUCCAGUACUUAUCAGCUGCUGUAGUUCAGUUGUUCUUUUCUGCCUGACAACAGUUCUCUCUGCUGACACCUCUGUCCAUUUUAGGAACUGUCCAGAGUAGUAUCAAACCCCCAUAGCAAACCUAUCCUGCUCUGGACAGUUCCUGGCAUGGACAGAGGUGUCAGCAGAGAGCACUGUGGCCAGACAGAAAAUAAAUUCCAAAAGAAAAGAACUUCCUUUGUAGUAUACAGCAGCUGAUAAGUACUGGAAGGAUUAAGAUUUUUUAAUACAAGUAAUUUACAAAUCUGUUUAACUUUCUGCCACUAGCGGAUUUGUAAAACAAAAAAAAAUGUUUUCCACUGGAGUACCCCUUUAAAUUUUAUUGAUUUUCGGGAUUAUUGGAUGACCACAGAAACACUUGGAUUGUGAUCAGAGCGCAGUACACUGCAAUACCAUAGUAUUGAUUGCGCAAACAAAUGUAUGUUCGAGUCCUAGUGAAAUAAAAAAAAAUGUUUUCCUAUUUAUAAUGUAAACAAUUAGAACAAUUGGUAUAAAAAAAAAACUACAGCUAAAUUGAGUUAAAAGUAAUCAAAAUGUCAUGUACCACAAAAUGUUAUCAAUAAGAUAAGCUACAAUCCACUUAAAAAAAAGAGCCCUGACACAGUUCAAUUGUAGGAAAAACAAAAAAGAUUUUAGCAAAUUUGACUUUUUGUGUCAAAGUAACAAAAACACUCUGGGGUUCUUUUUCUUAUUAGUGCCUAUUAUUAUUAUUAGUAUAGCCUAUUAUUAGACAAU